Molecule: messenger RNA, 1294 nt
Organism: Fusarium verticillioides 7600
Lineage: Eukaryota; Fungi; Ascomycota; Sordariomycetes; Hypocreales; Nectriaceae
Exons: 1
Coding region: 77-970 (297 amino acids)
Molecular function (GO): protein binding
Source: RefSeq, a predicted model, not a curated record
UGGAAACUACCAGGAUAAGCGAGCAUGCCUUACGACACUGAUCACCCAGAAUGAAAACAACAACUCAUGAUACGCGAUGGAGCAAGCGAAAUGUUUAUAUAUGAUGAAGGAGACGGCCGACGGGCACGGCCUUUUCGCCAAAGAGCUCAUCAAGGCUGGGACACGCAUCAUUCACGAAAAGCCGAUUCUGACUGUCUCACAAGAGGAGACCAAGACGAAAGCCGAGUAUAGAUGUGUCGUUGAUCAAAUCGCGGACCUGAGUGACUCAGACAAACAGCGACUGAUGGAUCUGUACCACAACGACAAAAAGCUGCGCGAAUUUUCAUUCCUCCAGGGUCAACCUUGUCCUGGGACGGAUCUCGAUGCAGGGAUUGUCUUGGCAAAAUUCUAUACAAACGCUGCGAACAUCACAUCCGGAGGUCUCGAAUGCGGGCUGUUCACAACUUUCUGUCGCAUGAAUCACUUAUGCACACCAAACAUAUGCUGGGUAUACGAUGAGCCGACAGGGUUCAUGGAAGUAUACGCAGUGAGGGAUAUCGACAAAGACGAGGAGAUCACCAACUCAUACAUCGAAGUCGCGAUUUCUCACGAGGCGAGGAUGAAGGAGCUGUCGAAUUGGGGCUUCACGUGUCGAUGCACUGCCUGCGAAGGACAGGAUGCCGCGAAACACGAUGAGCGAAGGCGCAGGAUUGCACAGAUCAAGGGCAUUCUCGACAUGUAUCAGGAAACGGGAAAGUCGGGCGACGUACCGAAGUUCGCUGAGAUACCAAAGACAGACUUGGAAGCAUUGAGGUUGGGCGAAGAAAGUCUUGCACUGUUAUCGGACGAGGGGCUCAUCGAACAACUGGGUGUCAUGUAUGGGCUGUGUGCUAAGUUUGCCAAAGGCGCUGGGCUAGAUGACUUUGCGCAGGAUUAUGAGGAGAUGGAGUUUGAGAUCCUGGUAAUAACGACUGGGGAGUAUAUCGAUUGAACUGGUAAACGUUGGAAGGGAUCAAGAAUAGUGAAAAGCCCUGUUAUUCGGGGCUGUGGCGUUUAAAUGGCUUGCAGCCCGCAUGGUAGCUAACAAAGAAUUCCCAAGGCGACACUUUGAGCGGUCUUCUGCGAGAUCUCUUUGGCACUGGGGAGCAGGUCUCUUUAUAGCCUCACAUCACUCCGUGUUAUGUGCCAUGAGACGAUCAGUUUAUGACAUUAUCAUACUAUAAUACUCUAAAUUACACGAGAAAAGAAGUCUUUGGAAGGGAAUCAUUCUGUAGAGAUUUUGGGAGACAAAAUAAAAUGCGCCAGCAGCGUGACG